Messenger RNA from Polistes dominula (European paper wasp), 1888 nucleotides. Its product is annotated as ornithine aminotransferase, mitochondrial. NCBI's taxonomy places the organism in Eukaryota, Metazoa, Arthropoda, Insecta, Hymenoptera, Vespidae. The record is from RefSeq and is a predicted model, not a curated record. Gene Ontology annotation, cellular component: cytoplasm. Gene Ontology annotation, molecular function: identical protein binding; pyridoxal phosphate binding; L-ornithine transaminase activity.
GAUCGAUGGAAAUUUUAGGACAUAUAUAUAUAAUAAUACAAGUAUUAUUUGAUGACAUUGAAAGAUUUAAAAACGUAAGAUUAUAUUGUUUGGAGUUUACUUUAGACCACUGGCGCCUUCAUAAAACAAAGGUUCCAUUAUCAGUUAGGCUUAUAGUCCAUUCUUUUCUUUUUUUUUUAUGUAAAUAAGUAUAUAGAUCUAUUUGUGAUAUGUUUAUUAUAAAUCCUUCCCACCCUUCCAUACUUUCCUUUUAAAUUGCAAACAAGUAAACAAACAAGUUGUGUAUAAAAUGAGCUUCUUCUCCCCACCCAAUAACAUUUCAUUCAUAUAAAUAAUGGAACAAUCUCGCUACAUUUCUAGUUGAUAUCUUACAGAUUCUUCUCAUUAUUAUUUUCAUUAAUAAUAUAUACACUCUCUCCCCUCUUUUGAUCUUUUACAGUGAAGUGAUUAAUUAAAAAAAAUAACAAUUUCAUUUUAUAGUACCUGUGUUAUUUCAAAUUGUUAUUCAUUUGUACAAAAAAAAAACUUAAACACAAGUAAAUAAAUAAAAACAAAUAUAAAAUGCAAUCUUUAAGGCAAAGGGUUUUUACUGCAAUAACGAAGAAGAAAUACGAUCAAGAAAGAAGAUUUUUGAGUAGCAAGGAAAUAAUUGAACGAGACGACAAAUAUGCAGCAAAACAUUUCAAACCACUUCCCGUUGUACUCACCAAAGGAGAAGGUGUUUAUUUAUGGGACAACGAUGGGAAACGUUAUCUCGAUUUUUUAGCAGGUUUCGCAACGGUCAAUCAAGGACAUUGUCAUCCACGUUUAGUCAAAGUUAUGAAUGAACAAGCUGCAAAAUUAACUCACACUUCAAGAGCUUUUUAUACAGAGCCUCAUGGAGAAUUAGGAGAAUAUUUAACAAAAUUAAUUGGCUAUGAUAAAUUCAUACCUAUGAAUACAGGAGUUGAAGGUGGUGAUACGGCAAUUAAACUUGCAAGACGAUGGGGAUACAGAGUAAAAAAAGUCCCUAAUCAAAAAGGAACUAUUGUCUUUGCAAAAGGUAAUUUUUGGGGUCGAUCAUUAGCAGCAUUGUCAGCAUCAACUGAUCCCAAUUGUUUCAAUGAUUUUGGACCUUACAUGCCAUUAUUUGACAAAGUACCGUACAACGAUUUAACAGCAUUAGAAAACAAAUUUAAAGAAGAUCCAAAUGUUGUUGGUUUCAUGAUGGAACCAAUUCAAGGAGAAGCUGGUGUCGUUAUACCUCACGAUGGAUACUUACAAGGUGUUAGAGACUUGUGUACGAAAUACAACGUUUUAUGGAUUGCUGAUGAAGUACAAACCGGAUUGUGCAGAACUGGAAAACGUAUGGCGGUAGAUCACGAAAAUCAAAAACCAGAUAUUAUGAUUCUAGGUAAAGCCCUUUCUGGUGGAAUGUAUCCAGUUUCUGGUGUUCUAGCAAACGAUGAGGUAAUGAUGUGUUUUGAAGCUGGUUGUCAUGGUAGUACUUUUGGUGGUAGUCCUUUAGGUAACAAAGUAGCAUUGGAAGCAGUGAAAAUUUUGGAAGAAGAAAAUCUUGCGGAAAAUGCUCAAAAAUUAGGCGAAAUAUUGAAAAAUGAAUUAAACAAAUUACCGAAAGAUAUUGCUGUGGAAUUUAGAGGACGUGGCUUGUUAGCUGGUCUUCUUAUCAAUAAAGACAUGGCACAGGGUUGGGAUAUUUGCUUGAAAUUACGUGACGCAGGUUUAUUAACAAGACCUGCGCAUGGUCAGAUUAUAAGAAUAUCACCACCGUUGACCAUUACACAGAGUCAACUCGAAGAAGGUUUACAUAUUCUUACGACAACGCUAAAAAGUUUUUAAUAGAGACUGUUUAAUUCAAAUAAAAUUAAUAUAAUUUGAUUAAUAAGAA